This is a messenger RNA of Pediculus humanus corporis (human body louse), 3147 nucleotides long. RefSeq lists its product as uncharacterized. The record is from RefSeq and is a predicted model, not a curated record. Gene Ontology annotation, biological process: intracellular protein transport. Lineage: Eukaryota; Metazoa; Arthropoda; Insecta; Psocodea; Pediculidae. Gene Ontology annotation, molecular function: small GTPase binding. The transcript has 15 exons. Gene Ontology annotation, cellular component: membrane. The coding region runs from base 1 to 3147 and encodes 1048 amino acids.
AUGGGAAAAUUGUUUUUAAUGUUGAGCACAGGAUGGUCGGUUAAAACACACGAUUUACAAGAAUAUGGUAAAAAAUCUCAAUCCCUCAACGAAAUGGAACAAAAUGCUAUAAAAAAAGUUAUACAAAGGGCCGAAAUAUUGGAACAAAGAGAACAAGAAAGAGUCGGGCGUUUGGUAGACAGGUUGGACAACAUGAAAAGAAACAUUAUGGGAAAUGGUACGACGCAAUGUAUAUUAUGCGGUGAUACAUUUCGAUUGUUUGGAACGUCAAAUUUUUUAUGUUACGGAUGCAAAAAGCUCGUUUGUGAAAAAUGCGGUAUUGAAAUAUUAUCAUCGAAUCAAGAACCAUUGUGGUUAUGUAAAAUUUGUUCGGAAACAAGAGAAAUGUGGAAAAAAUCGGGUGCGUGGUUUUUCAAAGGACUCCCCAAAUAUACAUUACCGGAAAAAAAAACGGAAAAAUACGGGAUGAGAAAAAUGACUAGGAUCGGAAUGGAAAAAAAUAAUUGGUCUAAAAGUAACACGGAUUUAUCAGCAUGUUCGGGAAAAAGCGGCGAUGAUGCUGAAAAAAAAUUACAAAAUAAAAACGAUAGUAAAAAGAAUAAAAAUGGUGGUAAAAGUUCAAAAACAAUUGAGGAUAUAGAAAAAAGUUGCGUACGAGGAACGUGUUCUAGUUUAAAUGUAAAUCAGUGUGAAAAAAGUCUAAAAGGAUUUUCCAGCGUUUCCGGAAGUUUGUUUUUUAAUUCCAGCAGCGAUAGCGGAAUGGAGAAAAAACAAGGUACGAAAGAAAAGUAUCAGAGAGAUAUAAGUGCAGAAAGUUCAGAAAGUACAAGUUCAUCAUUUAGCAGACAAACAAGUUUUACAUUUUCCGAAUCUCAACCCCUUAACGCAUCACAAACGAGUUACUUGUCUUCCGUUAAUCAAUCCUACGACAAGUUAUCAAUUAAUUGCGACAAAAACAAAUCUGAUUUUAUAUCGUCGACAAAUUCGGACAAAUCUCCGACAUCGAAUCGAAUCCCUUUGAAAUGUCUCGGAGGAUUCGAUAAAUACAAUAAUUCAUUGCCAAAAUUUUCUCAAGAUGAUAAAAUAUCAGACAAAACUGCAUCUUCCUAUCGAGACACGACAAUGAGAAAAUCACAUCAUUCGCACUUACCGUCAUCAUCAUCAUCAUCCGGUGGUAUGCAAAACACGAUGGCAGCUUGUUAUCCAGAGUCUUAUUAUUACGGUGACGCUGGAGAAAUACAACAAAAACACCGGAAAAAAGUUUCGAUAGAUUUUGGAAAAGCGACAUCGUUUCUCAAAUAUCCAUUAAAAGGAGAUAAAAAAAGAGAAAAAAAUAAAUUGAAUAAAUUCAGUUCUUCGGAAAGUCAUUUGGAAAGUUCCAGUGAAAGCGGAAGCGGAAGUGGAAAUUGUAGUCGGCGAGAAACACCCGAUGAUUUUUUUUCCGAAAGUGAAAAAAGUUUAGGCGGAAGAAUUGAAAGUCAGUCGGUACUCGGUGCCAAUCAUUGGAUGUCGCAAGAGAGUAGCAUUCAUACGUUUGAUUCUUUACUUGAUUUGAACUUUCAACCAAAAUGGAGCAGAAGAGAAUCUUUAACGUCAUUAUCCCGAGAUUAUUGGUCUGAAGAUCAAUUAUCGUUAUCGAGUUCGUUGGAAACGAAUCAGGAUGACGUAGCGGAAGGUCUCAUCGGUGGUAAAAAUGCUCAACUCGGGACUCUCGAAAUAUCACUUUGGUACGAUCCGGUUCGUUCAGCCUUACAUUGUACACUUCACAGAGGAAAAGGACUCAGAGCGACGGAUAUAAACGGAUUAGCGGAUCCUUUUUGCAAAUUAAACAUAUUACCAACGAAUGCGACAUCGUUCAGAUUAAAAACUAAAACCGUACAUAAAACCAUUAAUCCGGAAUUUAACGAAACCGUUAAUUUUUACGGUAUAACAGAAAUGGACAUACAAAAAAAAACUUUGCAUAUUUUAGUUUUAGAUGACGAUAAAUAUGGUAACGAUUUUUUGGGGGAGGCAAGAAUUCCUUUGUUCAGAGUAGGAGCAAAACAAACGAAACACAUAACAGUAUUUUUAGAAAAACAUUAUCAGGUCGAUGAUGAAAAUAAAGUUUGGGGAGAAGAUAAUUGGAACAGAGGGAAAAUAUUAAUAACUUUAUGUUAUUCUACGAAAAAACGUGCAUUGAUUGUCGUCAUCGGAAGGUGUACGAACCUCUUACCGAUGGAUAACAAUGGUCUAUCGGAUCCUUUCGUCAAAUUGCAUUUAUCUUCGGAUCCGAAUCAUAAAAAAUAUAAAACGUCGGUCAAAUGGAAAAAUUUAAAUCCGGUUUUUAACGAAGAAUUCGUUUUCGAAACUAAAAUGACUGAUUUACCCAAGCAAACCCUGAUAUUAACGGUUUGGGAUAAAGAUUAUGGGAAAAGUAACGAUUAUUUGGGAGGUUUAGAACUUGGAUGGAAGUCAAAAGGUGAAAGAUUAAAACAUUGGAUUGAUGUUAUUAAAUUUCCCGAUCAUAAACACGAAGUUUUUUUUAGAUCCCGGAAAUUAAAAUUUAGUACGAUGUUUAUAAAAUCCGAAGCUCCUGCAGCCGAAAGAAACAAAAAUCCAAUACUGGAAGUACUUAAAAAUGUAAUUAAAGUUCCAGAAAAUACAAAUAGUUUUCCCAGUGUUAAAAUAUUGGAAAUUUCUUCUGGCACUGGUCAGCACAUAACGCAUUUUGCUAAACAUAUGAAUCCGCAAAUAUUCUGGCAACCUACCGAAUAUGAUAAAAGACAAUUUUCUAGCAUUUGUGCAUACAUUCAACAUGAUAAUUUAAAAAAUGUCGCACCUCCAGUUUAUGUAGAUAUUCGAGAAGAUUUUACUAAAUGGAAACCGAUUUGUAAUGAUCCUGAGAAAAGUGUUUCUACAAUUGAACCCAUAACAACAUUUAAUGAAAAUGAUUUCGAUUAUAUUUACAAUAGUAAUUUAAUUCACAUUUCAUCAUUCGAUUGUACAGAAGGUCUUUUUUAUAAUGCUGGAAAAUUAUUAAAAAAUGGCGGUUGGCUUAUAACUUAUGGUCCAUAUGGACAAAACGGUGUUCUUACACCAGAAAGUAAUGUUCAAUUUGACAGAGGAUUAAGAAUGUCUGAUCCAUCAUGGGGUAAAAAAAUAAUUUAA